Pyricularia grisea is the source of this 2095-nucleotide messenger RNA. RefSeq lists its product as uncharacterized. The record is from RefSeq and is a predicted model, not a curated record. Bases 317 to 1717 code for a protein of 466 amino acids. NCBI's taxonomy places the organism in Eukaryota, Fungi, Ascomycota, Sordariomycetes, Magnaporthales, Pyriculariaceae. Gene Ontology annotation, cellular component: oligosaccharyltransferase complex; endoplasmic reticulum membrane. The transcript has 4 exons.
UCUAGCUUUGUCACCUCGGCGGUUCGUACCUCGACCCCUGCUCCCUGUACAUCCCCAUAUGUCUUGGCAAAGGUUUACGUUGCCAAAGUGAACAGGAGCUCAUCAAGCUCCAUGACGGUGCGCGACGACUGUACCUACUGCGCUUGCAUUUCAAGCCCGCAAACCCCAGAAUAGGUGAAUCCAUGCAAGCAUUGGAGAACAUCUGGGGGAUUUCUUAAGCCAGCAAGCAACCUUUCCUCUUGAUACCCGUCCCUGUUCGUCAUCUUCACUUUUCUUUUUUCUUUCCUCAUCUUAUUUCACAAUUCCGGAGUUCACCAUGUUUAAGCCAAUCCUCUCUCUGCUCUUCUUGCUGCUGGCCGCCACUGUGAGCGCCGUGAGCUCCAGCGGCGACAGGCUACUUGUGGUAUUGGAAGAUGUCGCAGAAAAGGAAAAGUACUCCAAGUUCAUGGGAGAUCUGCAGAGCAGAGGCUUCAAAAUAACAUACAGCACACCCAAAAGCGAUUCUAUCAAUCUUUCCCACUUGGGAGAGCGGGUUUAUGACCAUGUUGUUAUAUUCCCGACCAAGUCAAAGGGUCUUGGCCCCAACUUGACUCCCGCGCUUCUUCUCCAGUUCGUCAAGGAUGAGGGCAAUAUUAUGUUGGCUCUUUCUUCCGACACCACCGUGCCCAUCUCGAUCGUCUCGCUUCUCCACGAGCUGGAUAUUCAUCUCCCUGCCGAUCGCACCGGCCUUGUCGUCGACCAUUUCAAGUAUGACACGAUCUCUGCCGCUGAGAAGCACGAUGUCAUCCUUGUCAAACCUAAGCCAGUCCGUGGCUUCCACAGGUACAUCUUUGGCAGUGACAAGGAGACCAGCCAGCUACUUGCUGUUCCACGAGCACUUGGCCAGACCCUUGGUCAGAGCCCCCUCUUGAAUUCUGUCCUUCGCGCCCCUCUCACCGCCUACAGCUAUGAUCCUAAGGAGCAAUCUGAAGUUGUCGACGACCUGUUUGCUGCCGGCGAGCAGUUGAGCCUCGUUAGCGCUGUGCAGCCGCGUAACUCGGCUCGCGUUACCGUCGUUGGCUCUGCCGAGAUGCUGCAGGACCAGUGGUUUGAUGCCGAGGUCAAGCAGUCUAGCUCAAACAAGAAGGUCUCGACUUACAACCGUGAGUUCGCCAGGAAGCUGAGCGGCUGGACCUUCCAGGAGUACGGUGUCUUGCGCGUGAAAUCUGUGGAGCACCAUCUGAACGAGGUGGGCGCAAGCAACGUUUCGAACCCGGCUAUCUACCGGGUCAAGAACGAUGUGACCUACACCAUCUCUAUCUCAGAGUAUAACCCGGAGACCAAGUCCUGGGGACCAUUUACUGUUCCGGAUGGCGAUGAGAUUCAGCUAGAGUUUUCCAUGCUGUCCCCCUUCCACCGCUUGGCUCUCGAGCCCGCGACCUCUACUGAAAGUGAUGCUACCAAGUAUACUGUGUCUUUUACACUGCCUGAUCAGCACGGCAUCUUCAACUUCCGUGUCAACUACAAGAGGCCAUUCCUCACCUACAUCGACACCAAGGACCAGGUCUCGGUCCGCCACAUGGCCCACGACGAGUGGCCGCGCUCGUUCGUCAUUUCGGGCGCAUGGCCCUGGAUCACGGGUAUCGGCGCCACUGUCACUGGAUGGUUGGCCUUCUGCCUGGUUUUCAUGUUCAGCGCGCCCACUGGAAAGGCCACUGUCACUAAGAAGACUCAAUAAAUUGGGAAUUCCUGAAAGGCUUUGCCACAGGAGCCAGAUAAUUCUGAAGCUUCGGAAGUCGGCCCUCUCAAAUGAGCGAGUGCUCCAAAGGCAGGUCGCGUUGUGCCAGACGUAAGUGGCUCUUGUUUGUCACAUAACAUCCGCACUAGAGCAGGCUGCAGCAAUUUAGUUGGUCACUGGGAAAGGCUAUAUAGGAUGUUCGAUUUGAUGACUGAUGAGCUGAACAGUCUCUUUUUCUACAUUUUGAGCCAGAUGUAUGUAUAAUUCGGAAAAUGGGUACAACAGGGAAAAAAGGCCGUUCGGUAAUGGCCGGGUAUGGGAGGCAAUUAUGCAAAUGUCUCUUAGAUUUUUCACAUUGAACCUUGCGUUUUAAAAUAC